UUUCUCUCGGCUGUAAAAGUGCACAGUCUGUCAACUGAAAUGCAAAUAGCCCUUCUGCGUGUAUCUGUCUCGAUACGUUAUCUUCAUGUAGGGGUGGGUAGCGUGACCUACGGCUAUCCAACUCCACUAAAAUCCGUUUAUGUGUAACGUUCACCAGCGAUCGUCGGCCCUGAAUGAUUGCUCAACAUUCAUCUCCGCCGCACCGCGAACACACGAGGAGAACGACACCCGUAACGAUCACCGGAGCAGUCCUCUGGCGGCUCUUAGCGCCAAAGACCGUUUGUUUUGGCACCCCAGGGAAGUGGGUUUUACAACCGCUGUUUUUAAGCCCUUUUAGACAGUCAUGUGAUUGUAACGUAACCCGACCGGAAAACACCGACGACCAUCGCCGCCAAUGCUGCGUUUGAGAGGAACAGAGCAGCUGCGAGCCCAGCGGACAAGUCUCCCGGUAACAGACAACAACUCGAGGACUCCACACACUCACGCGGAGGAAAGGUGGAAGUAUGGAGCUGGCCAAUCAUGGUCUUAUCCUUCUGCAGCAGCUCAACGCACAGAGGGAGUUUGGCUUCCUGUGUGACUGCACAGUCGCCAUCGGCGAUGUCUUUUUCAAAGCACACAAGGCCGUGCUGGCCGCAUUCUCGAACUACUUCAGAAUGCUAUUUAUACACCAGGACAGUGACUGUGUUCGUUUGAAGCCUGCUGACAUUCAGCCCGACAUCUUCAGCUACCUCCUCAAUCUGAUGUACACCGGAAAACUGGCGACACAGCUUAUCGACCCAGCUCGUCUGGAGCAGGGCGUCAAGUUCCUCCAUGCGUAUCCUCUCAUUCAGGAGGCAAGUCUGGCUAGCCAUGCGACUCAUGCGCACCCCGAGGUUAGCCUUCCCCUGUCAUCCUCUCUUUAUGGCAUUCAGAUAUCAGACCAACAGGCCACACUCACGAACCGCCCCUCAGCGAGAACACAUCUCUCUUCGGCGUUCGACUCGGAAGGUGGCGGUUUGCUCGAUGGGAAGUGCAUGGCCACAAACAAAGCUACCUCACUGACUCAGCCUGUAUCCAAGCACAGGCAAGCUCUGUCAGAAGCGGAGAUGGAAGCAUCCGCGAGCAUCAGUCAGUUUGUGAGGGAAGGCGGCGAGAUGGAAACAUCUGUAAGUGAGGCCCCAUCUUGCUCCCUGAGCAGCAACACCAUUCGGCAUGUGAAGCCCAGCAUCAUGAGAAGAAGUUCCUCUCUGAGGAAGCAUUAUACGUGCCAUGUAUGUGGGUUUCGCUUCACCCAGCGAGGAGCCUUACGAGAGCACCUGCUUCAACACACUCAGGCUAUGCUCCCCCUGGUGUUAGAGUCUGGUGGUGCGGCUUCCCCCAUGCUAACUGGAGGUGCCGCCACACCAGAGGUGGAGGAAGUUCUCAGAGGAAGCGAAGCCGCUGCAGCCACUCCCAUCAUCGUGGACGGUGCCAGUGACAGUGAGCAACAUGUGUACUCAAGAGACUCACCUCAUCCUGAAACAGCUAUGCCUGUCCCAACGACAACUGCAGUCAGCCUGUGCAUGGUGCAGCCCCAGGCUGACACUCCACCUCCAUCCGAUAUCGCUGAUAUCGACAACCUAGAGGGUGCAGCUGACAUGGAGCGGGAAGUGAAGCGGAGGAAAUAUGAGUGCUCCACUUGUGGCCGCAAGUUCAUCCAGAAGAGCCACUGGAGAGAGCACAUGUACAUCCAUACGGGAAAGCCGUACCGCUGCAGCGCUUGCGGCAAGAGCUUCUGUCGGGCCAAUCAAGCAGCCCGGCACGUUUGCAUGAAUCUGGGCUCAGAGCCAGCGUACACCAUGGUAGACCGACAGAGCAUGGAGCUGUGCGCCGCGGACGACUCCAGCCAAAUGGAGGCGCUGUUUCUCGGCUCUUCUGGGAGACCGUACAAAUGCAAUGUGUGUGAAAUGACCUUCUCCAGCCCCAAUGAGGUGAUCAAGCACCUGUGCUUCAACCAGGGUGCGCUCUCAGUUGGAGCGGCUGGAGAAAUGGCCAUCAGUGGGCUGAACAGUGACAGCCUGGCCAAAGACGAAGGCUCGGAUUCAUCCAGUGGUGGGCCGUUGAUAACGCCCAUCAAAACUGAAGAAGUCUUUGUUGAAUAGCUUUGCAUUCAUCCACUUCAAAGUAUUGUUUCUUUUAAUGUAUUGCGUUUCAAUUGUGGGUAAAUUAUGAUCAGAAGUUAAGCUACAGAUGGAAAAUUCUGUUAUAUUGUCUCUUUUUUUCUGGGGAUUUUACUUCUGGAAAGUACUGAAAUCUACUACUACUUUCUGCUUUUUUAACACUCAUAAAUUUGGUUACUAUAUUUAUAACAGAUUGAAAGCAUAUUUAGUCCAACAAGUCAAAUUCCUGCUUCAUUCUGUAUUUCUUUCAAGGAGUUUAUUAGUUACUUGGGUCAUUUGUUUGGGUAGUUUGUGUUUCUUCCUGUCUAACAGCAUACAGAAAAAAGGAUGUAGUGAACUGCUGUUAUCCUGCGUUUGUCACAGUGCAGAUCAGCCGUAGACCUCAUUAGGUUGGAUUGGUAACUCAAUUGAAUAUUUAAAACAUUAAAGCCACCAAAUUAUUAGUUUUUGGGUACAGCACCAAAAUUUAUUUUGAAAAUAAAAUUACAUUUUCUGAGCCGCUAAAUGUGGGUCUUGAUUUAGGAUGAACAUUCACUACCUCAACCGGUUUCAAACUAACCUUAAAUUUGCAUCAAAGGGUCUAGGAUCAAAGGCAACUUUAUCUUCCAGUGCCUCCGGGAAGGGUUGCACAGAUUUCAAAGUUUUUUUUUUCACACUGUUUCUAAUUUCUCAUUACAUGCGUUGGGUUAGCAAGAGCAAGGUGGAAUUGUAGAUAACCUUCAUGCAGUGCCAGAUUACUUGUCAAACAUCAUAAUUUAUAUUUUUAACAUGACCCACAAUAUAUUUGCCUAAUUAUUCCACUUUUGUAAUUUCACAUUUAUUUGUUACAGUGCUUUUUUGUGCCAUUGUCGCCUAAAUGAUAAACAUCCACGCUGUGAAACUGGUUGGCGGCAGCUCAUCAGCAGUCUGGUUGUGUUGCUUUCACUGUGGUUCAACAUGUUUACAGUUGUGCUGUGUGUUUAAUCAAAGUUGUUACUGUGUGUGAAUUUAGAAAACACUGUGGCCAAUCGUACACAUGUACAUAACGUUGCUUGAAGGGAGAUAUUUCUGGCACUGUUCGCCGAUUUAAUUUUGCCAUGAAAUGAUUUGCUUGAAUAUGCUCUCAAAUUCCCUAUUUUUGAGUUUUAUAUACAUUUUCUAAUUGUAUGUACAGUGCUUUAUUUACAAAGAAUUUUAUUAAUAUUAUCGAAUGAUCCAU
Messenger RNA from Carassius carassius (crucian carp), 3336 nucleotides. Its product is annotated as zinc finger and BTB domain-containing protein 2-like. Gene Ontology annotation, biological process: regulation of transcription by RNA polymerase II. Lineage: Eukaryota; Metazoa; Chordata; Actinopteri; Cypriniformes; Cyprinidae. Gene Ontology annotation, molecular function: RNA polymerase II cis-regulatory region sequence-specific DNA binding; DNA-binding transcription factor activity, RNA polymerase II-specific; protein binding. The coding region runs from base 504 to 2120 and encodes 538 amino acids. The record is from RefSeq and is a predicted model, not a curated record. The transcript is spliced from 3 exons. Gene Ontology annotation, cellular component: nucleus.